AUGGGCGUUGGAAAGAGUGACAUUCAAACGCUAGCUACCAAAUUGUCGAUAGCAUCCGUAACAUGCCGAAUCUGCUACGAUAGCGACAAAGAAGAACAACUGAUAGCGCCUUGCCACUGCAAAGGCACUAUGGCAUUCGUCCAUCGUUCGUGUCUCGAAACUUGGUUAAGCGAAUCGGGCACUUCGACGUGCGAACUCUGCCAUCAGAUAUAUACGACGGAGAGAACUAUCAAAUACACUUCGGGCUGUUCGAUUUGGCACUGGCUGAGGAGCUCCUCGGGGUACCAAGGGCACGGCGUCAGGGGUGAUAUCGCGACUUGCAGCGUGAUCACUCCGUUAGCGAUUGUGAUAACUUACGUUUGCCUCUAUUCGUCCGAAUAUUACUCCCAACAAAAGUUUUCUACAGUUCCUGCAGCUAGAUGGACGUCGAUGUCCCUCCUACUCAUGAUCGGUAUAGUGCUGGUGGGGUACUACUUGUGGGCUUAUUCGGUAAUCAGACUUCACGCGCGUACUUGGUAUAACUGGUGGCAAAGAGCGUGCGUAGUGCGCUACAUUCCAUCGAGCCUGAUCUCGAUCAGGCAAAGAGGAGACGAGGAACCGGCCGCUGUACCAAACAACACUCCGAAUUUCCGAAACAUUGAAGUCGGGCAAAGCGAAUCCCUGAUAGAUAUCGAGCUGCAGGUGGAAGACUUUGGGAAAGGUGCGGGGUCCAGUAGGUCCGACGAGAAGAGCGUCGUUGUGGAUAUUCAUGAUCUGGGUUGUAGUAAUAAAGAAUUUCAUGUUAAAUAA
This is a messenger RNA of Cylas formicarius (sweet potato weevil), 789 nucleotides long. RefSeq names its product E3 ubiquitin-protein ligase MARCHF3-like. Gene Ontology annotation, molecular function: zinc ion binding; ubiquitin-protein transferase activity. The transcript is spliced from 2 exons. The record is from RefSeq and is a predicted model, not a curated record. Lineage: Eukaryota; Metazoa; Arthropoda; Insecta; Coleoptera; Brentidae. Bases 1 to 789 code for a protein of 262 amino acids. Gene Ontology annotation, biological process: protein ubiquitination.